AUUCUCUGGAGAGUCGAGCGAACUGAAAACACCGCUACCUUUGAACAAGAUGACCUCGAACUUUGUGGCGACAGCACACUCAUCAGCGGCACCUGCUGCUCAUCGUUUCAAAUCUAAUUUUACACCUCGACAAUUCCUGCCCCGUUUUCAACGAGGAUUAGGAAUGAGCAGUAACGGCAGUGUCCCAUUGGCAUCCGAUACAGUUUCGUCUAAAGGGUCAUUGGAGGGAAAUCUUUCUUUGAGCCAACAUCACUACAAGGACUACCCAGAAGAUAAAUCCGAGUCAUUUGAUUCCCGACUACCCAUGUCCAAUCGAGAUAAGCAGCCUUAUUACCCUCAGUACUAUUCAUGGUCGCAUUUUCAAGAUCAUUCAAACAACAGGCCUUUCUAAUGUUCGUAGUAGAUAUUUUCAAACGAAACGCUUCUAAAUUUGAAGUACAUUUUCCUUUUUUUUUUUCCUUUUUCUUUCCUUUUUUUGUGUUGAUAAUCAAAUUCUUUUUAGAGACAGUUUUCAUGUUUUAAACCUUGUUUGACAUUAGGGUGAAGAACGUUUCGAAUUUUCUUUUUUGUUGAAAACAGCAAAAUACAAACCACCGGUCGAUUGUAA
Daphnia pulex (common water flea) is the source of this 607-nucleotide messenger RNA. RefSeq lists its product as uncharacterized. The transcript is spliced from 2 exons. Lineage: Eukaryota; Metazoa; Arthropoda; Branchiopoda; Diplostraca; Daphniidae. Bases 50 to 391 code for a protein of 113 amino acids. The record is from RefSeq and is a predicted model, not a curated record.